AUGAGUUCAUGCGAGGUAAAUAUAAUUUUUAAACGAUAUUUCCUACACCUAAUAUUAUUUCGAGAUACUAUGUGCAUAAGUAAACACAAUAAAUUAUCGAGUGUCGUAAAUUGCGAAUAUAUUUCAUACGUAGGAUUUCGAAAAAGAAAAGGAAGAAUUUAUGAGCUACUUGGAUCAAUAUGGUGUUAUGGACAAAUUAACCGACACGCUGAUAAUGCUGUACAACGAAACAGAAUCACCUCUCGAUCCUAUUGAGUAAGUGCACAAAUUUGUCACGCCUUAGCUAAAAACCGCGGAAAUUCCAACCCGUGGGGUAAUCCGUCACCUACUUAAAAAAAAUUCCAAAUUUUCAACAGUUUUUUUAAAAAAAAUUUAAACUGAUAACAAAUAUCGACUACUAAUACUACUCCGCUCAGUAUCGUUUUUUGGCUGUAAUGAUUUAUCGUUGCUUUCAGUAUAAUAUACAUUAAACUUAUAACCUAUACUCCCUAUAAGUUAUAACCCGUACUUAACUUUCAAACUUCGGAAAGAUAGGACUGAAUAUUUGUUCAAUGUCCAUGGCUUCCCGCUUUUGAAAUACCUCGCACCAAUAAAUUCCCAAACAGAACAUUUUUUUUUGGUUUUGUUUUGAUUAAAGACCAUAUUUUUAGCCACCUGGUAUUUUAGGGAAGUCGUUUUUUGAUUUUCCAAGCGAUUUUCAUAAUAUGGAAAAACCGGGAUAAAAUGUCGAAAAAACGGUAAAAUUUACGAAAAUCAUGUAUUUUAUUUUCAGUUAAAAAUAUCCGAAGUGACUUAAAAUUUGGACAGAAAACUCAUAUUUGCUUUUUCUAAAUGUGAUAAAACUGUGUACAAAUUUUGAGCAUUUUCGAGCAUUUAUAUCGGCAUUUUUAUUUUUACUUGGUAGGUACUCUGUGGAUAAAGUUGUUAACAAAAAAAAAAAAUUGAGUUUAGUGUAGUAUUUUUUAUAUAUAUAUAUAUAAGAAUUUUAAUAUCGUUUUAGUGAAAAACUAUAUGAAACAAAUCUAGUAGUGAGUCUAGCCCAUGCAAAUUGUUUUAAUACAUAUUUAUUUACUAUUUUAUUACAUUAUUACAUAUAUAUUGUUGAAAAAGCAAUAAUAUUAACAGAGUUCCACUCAGAAUCGUUUUUCGUUUGAAAUGAUUAUUUUUUGCUUACAGAUAUACAUUAAAUUCUCCUCUAUAUCCUACCUUCCCAAUUUCGCAUUUUCAACAGUGGUCCACCCGUUGUGCGAAGUAUGUCCGUCUUUAAAAAUAAAUUCGCAAUUUUAUACAGUUUCAUGUAAUAUCAACCAGUUUUAUCUUUUAUUCUAAAUAUUUAAAUGUUUUUCAUAAUUUAUCAAACUUGAACCUAAUAGAUGGGAUAUAUUUGCGCUCACGGUUAUAAUUUUUUUUUUUUUUUUUAAUAAGGUUUUAUAGACAAUUCAAAACAUUGGAACCUAUAUAAUGCAUUGUAGGAUUAACUUAAAUUUUAAAAUAUCUGAGACUUUAAAAAAAAAAAAAAAAAAAAAACAUUACAAAUUUCAUUUUAAUUUCGGAACAUAGCAAAAGAUCUAUUGGUUUUACUAUAAUGUAAGUGUAUUUAUUUAUUUAUUUUUAUUUUUCUGUCUGUGAACAAUACUUUUCUAUCGGAAAAUUUUCUCCGAAGUAUAGACUAAAAAACUUUUUCUGAAAGGUAAUUUUCUCUCGUUGGUGCAUUGUGGUAGUUUUUUCAUUUUCCAAGGGGUUUUACGAAAUAAUUGUGAAAAACCGAAACAAAAUUUUAGGGAAAACGGCCAAUAUUUACUGUGCGCCGCGGCGUUAACAUUUUAAUUGUUUUUAUUGUGGUUAUACUUAGUUUUAUACCAGAAAUAUUACUUUAAUCCGAAAUUGACAAGAGAUAAAUUUUGUUCCUUUUAAUACAUAGCCACUGAAACAGAAAAUCGUUUUUUGGUAUCCAAGGUGUUUUUCAAAAUAAUUAGGAAAAUUUACUUUAAUGUAGUUUUUUUUUUUAUACGUAAGUUUUAAAAUCUAAUUUUGAUAAAAAUCGUAAAAAUUACGACCUUUUAAAACAUAAAUAACUGAACUUCACUCCGAAUCGUUUUGCGGUAUCAAUGGCUUAUCGUUGGUUACAGGUAUAAAUUAUGUAUCUCAUAAUAUACCUCAUAUCUCAUGUCUCAUAAUUGAAUUUUCUAAAUUUCAAAUUUGCUAUUUAUCGAUUUCUUUUUAACGUAGUAUUUAUAGAUUUUUAGGAUAUUUUUAUAGAUAUUGCAUCCCGGGCAUUGGCACCGCAUGCCUCUUCUCCCUUUCCUAUGGCCCUGGCUGUUGGUGUAUAUCCAAGUUAGAUAAAGUUUAAUGCUGGAUAAGUAAAACGGACGUACACGUCGUUGAGAUUAAAGUAUACAUCGCACGGUGCACUCUAAUAUAGUUAAAUCACUUUAAUCUCAUAAUUUUCCGUCAUCCUUGUGUGCGAAAUUUCUCUCGGCGUAUUUCACGUUCGGAAUUAGUGGCCUGUAAGUAAUAUGAUUAUAAUAUACACGGAGCAUAAAUUAAAAUCGAUAUAAUACACUUAGUGAGAACUACGGGAGGGUGCAAAAGUGGGCGUGUCGACGAAAACGUGUAAAACGCGUAAACUAUAAUAAUACAACAAUUUGUAUACAUUUAUUUAAACGUUUUUUAUUGGCAGUAAAAUAAUAUUAUCUUCAAAUACAUGCCCAAAUCAUACAUUAAUAUUGAAUAUUAUAAAAUUCAAAAGAAAUAAAUCCAGUCAUAUUUCGCACCAAUCAAGUAAGCCACUGUUGUAGGCGGGUAGCUUAAGAGGUACACGGUAAUUUAGUUUAUGUGCAAGGAUUAAUCAUUGCAAACGAAAAAACAAUUCUGAACGGAGUAUAGUAUUAGCAGUUUAUUCCCUAUUAUUGUUACCAAGGUAUAAGUAACCCAGAAAUCGACAAUAAUUAAAAAUAAAUUUAAUAAAAUGAUGUGCAGACUGUGAAAAAUGUUGAUAAAUGUUUCAAAUAAAUUACCAAAAACCGGGUAUUUUGAAUCGUUUAACAUAUUAUACGGCAUGGUAAGAAGGAUAAUGUUGGAUACAAUUCUCUGUAAAUUGAAAAUUCGUAACUAAAAUUUCUCCGUUAAAAAAAUUGAAAACCGCACCGAAUAGAUGAUAUGUUUAAGGAGUAAAAAGUGGGAAAAGAAAUUACAUGAAUCGUUAUAAAUUGUUAAGUAUACAACAGUUUUUAUAGCUUCUCCCGUGUAAACUAUUGCAGGAAAACGGCUUACGGGGUAGCUAUUUUAAUGAUUGUUACUAAAAUAAUCUAACGUUGUUGUUAUUUUUUUUUUUUAAUAAUUUUACUAUCAAUAAAAUAUUUUAGUUUCGUGAGAAAGAACAUGUGCCUAGACAACGCGGACGUCAAAGGGAUCGCCGAAAUGAAAUCGAAGUUGGUGGACGCCAAGGCUGAGUUGAAUCGUCUCUUGAACGUGCGAAACGAAUUUAAGAACCAUCUGUCCCGGUUGGAGGGCAAAGGGUGUUCGUCGGACGAGGAUUGCGGCGGCGUAGAAACGGACGACGACUUUGGCAUGGAUCAGUUGACGGCUACGGCCACGGAUCCCAAACCGGAAUCACGCUAA
Molecule: messenger RNA, 3621 nt
Organism: Cinara cedri
Lineage: Eukaryota; Metazoa; Arthropoda; Insecta; Hemiptera; Aphididae
Source: the annotation of a GenBank genome assembly